Messenger RNA from Seriola aureovittata, 2786 nucleotides. RefSeq names its product calpain-1 catalytic subunit-like. Gene Ontology annotation, biological process: proteolysis. Gene Ontology annotation, cellular component: cytoplasm. The record is from RefSeq and is a predicted model, not a curated record. The transcript is spliced from 21 exons. NCBI's taxonomy places the organism in Eukaryota, Metazoa, Chordata, Actinopteri, Carangiformes, Carangidae. The coding region runs from base 59 to 2323 and encodes 754 amino acids. Gene Ontology annotation, molecular function: calcium ion binding; calcium-dependent cysteine-type endopeptidase activity.
GCAAGGAAACAGCAGCUGUUUGCAGCAGUCUCACAGAGUCUCCCUGUAUCUCGUCAACAUGCCUGAGUCUGGAACCUGCACCUCUAUCAUCAACCUGCGUUACCAGGAUGGCAGCGAGGGGAGCCCCUCCAACCCCGCCAAGUACAAGAACCAAGACUAUGCUCAGCUGAAGGAUAACAGCCUCCGCAGAGGGAGGCUGUUUGUGGACAGCACCUUCCCACCUGGCACCCGUUCUCUGGGAGACCUGCCUAAUCUGGCCAGCUGGCAGGAGGAAGAAGUGGAGUGGCUUCGUCCAGCUGACAUCUUGAAAAGGCAGAACAAUAGCGAUGAGCCGACUUUCUGCAUGAAGGGCGCCUCACGCUUUGACUUUGGUCAAGGCAAUAUUGGUAACUGCUGGUUUUUGGCUGCUAUCUCCGCACUGACGAUCCAAAAACACCUGAUGGCGCAGGUGGUGCCCAUGGACCAGUCCUUCAAAAACUACGCAGGAAUAUUUCACUUCAGGUUCUGGAGGUUCGGCAAGUGGGUGGAUGUUGUCAUUGACGACCACCUGCCAACGUACAACAACCAGUUGCUGUCUGUGCACUGCAAUGGAGGAAAUGAGUUCUGGGUUCCUCUGCUGGAGAAGGCAUAUGCCAAAGUGUGUGGCACAUACGCAGACAUGAACGCUGGCCUGCCAUCAGAGGCCUGCAAGGACUUCACUGGAGGCGUGAACAUGACUUACGAACUUGGGGACGCCCACACAACCGGCCAUGAUGAGCAGCUGUGGCUCCAGCUGAGCAGAGCCACUGGGUGCAAGUCCAUGGUUUGCUGCGGCACUGCCCCAAAAGGGGGUAGGCUGGUGAACACUGUAGCCCACACUGGAUUGGUGGAUGCCCAUGCCUACUCCGUCACAGCUGUCACUGAGGUGGAGUAUUACGGCUCCAAAGUGCAGCUGGUGCGAGUCAUGAACCCUUGGGGCAAAACAGAGUGGAACGGGAAGUGGAGUGACAAGUCAGAUAUGUGGAACAGAGUGAGACAGGAGGAUCGAGAGAAGUGCUUUGAUCGUGACGAUGGAGAGUUCUGGAUGGAGUUGGAGGACUUCUGUCACUAUUUCAACAUGGUGUCCAUCUGCUGCGAGAACCCCAACUUUCUCGAUGGUGACCUCACCUGCCAGUGGAAAUGCAUGAUCUAUGAUGGCAGCUGGGUGGCAGGGAGAACUGCAGGUGGCAGCUUGUCUAACUCUACCUUUGCAACAAAUCCUCAGUAUCGCAUCCAGGUGACAAUCAUCAACAAGCAGGAGAAAGAGGACAAAAACAUCCUGCUUUCUCUGAUGCAGAAACCUCAGCAGGAGAAUCGCAAGGAGAGACAGUCUCACCCGAUUGGAGUUACCAUCUUCAAGGUUCCAUCAGGGACCCGACAGGGACGCCUGGGAUCCUCCUUCUUCAACAGAAACAAUCCUUUGAAAUCAAGGCAGCUGUACACCUAUCAGAGGGAUCUGAUUGAGCUGCACAGUCUGGAGCCUGGGGAGUAUGUGAUCAUCCCCUCCACCAUGAAGCCCUACAUGUCUGGAGAGUUUGUUCUCAGCGUCUUCACCAAGUCUGAGGCGAAGAUCAGCCCCCAUGAUGGACAUGAUGAUGAGGAUGAAGAUCAUGAUCAUGAUCAUGAUCAUGAUCAUGAUCAUGAUCAUGAUCAUGAUCAUGAUCAUGAUCAUGAUGAUGACCAUGAAGAGGAGAAACUGGUUCUCCCCAAGAUCCCCACAGACGGAGACGGUGACCAGGACUCCACCCGCACCCUGUUCAACCGCUACGCUGAUCAGAACGGCGAGCUCAGUGCCAGACAGCUGCAGAAGCUCCUCAAUGACAACUUCCCUCACGGAACCCGGUACGGCUUCGGUCUGGAUACCUGCAGGAGCAUGAGCGCCAUGGUGGAUACCGACCAAAGGAUGAGCACGAGCUUCACUGAAUUCUCUGUUCUCUGGAAGAAGAUUCACGAUUACAAGAAAAUCUUCCAUCGCGCUGACUUGAAUCAGAGUGGAUCCCUGUCUGACUAUGAGCUCCAGAGGGCAAUUGAGGCUGCAGGGAUGAAUGUGAACGAUGGCAUGGUGAGGCUGAUGAUGUUCCGCUACUCGGGCGUCUCCUCCACCUCCCUGGAGAACUUCAUUGUUCUCAUGUUGCGCCUGGAAAAGACAUCAAGUAUUUUCAAGAACAAGUCAUCCAAUGGAGUGAUCCACCUGACCUGGGACGAGGCAAGUUUAUCUCCUCUUAAUACCACUUAUGCAUGUUUUUCAAGAUAUCCAACAUUCACAAAGAUAACAUAUGGCAGAAAUAUUCAUAUCAUCUACUGAUUUAAAAGUAGCAAUACUACAAUAUUAAAAUACAAAUACAAUACAAGUAAAGUUGGUCAUGGUGUCGCUGUUUUUUUUAGUUAACUGUUGGGUAGUUUUAUCAUAUAUUAACAAUGCAUCAUAUUUUAUGACCACUUCAUAUUUUGUGUAAAAAUGUUUAAAACUGUAGAAGGUAAAGCAGUGUAGUGUGCAGCCCAUUCUCAGCAGAAAUCAAUCAGUCAUUAAAAUCAUUAAAGAUACUAAUAUUUCUACAAACUACCUUUCCUUUUGUUUCAGUGGUCCAACAUCUCCCUGUACAACUAGAACAAACCCAACACAGAGGCACAAGAGACACACUGAAGAUUCCCGCAAUCCAACAUUACUUAUAUUGGAAUUCAUGUCUCUCCUGCACAAAACCUGUAAAGCUGUAACAACGUUUCUGUGAUCACAUGAUCCGUGUGAAAUAAACGUCGUUACCUUCCGA